AAGCUACAAUUUGCUCUUUCAUCACCAGAAUACCGUUACUUCCAAAGGUAUUCGGCCAGCAGAAAUAGUUAUUUUGCAGCAAUUUUCUAAAAAUAUACAGAAUGUGGGGAAAGUUAGCUGUAACCUUGCUCUUUGUUUCUGGAAUAGCAGCAAAAACCUGUGAUCUGCGUUACUACCAACACUAUGAGCACAAAGGUUGCACACCUGUUGCGGGGGAAGAUGGCUGCCCAGUACGUUACCAGUGCCCAACGGAUCUUGAAGAUGUGCGAUUAAAAUGCCUUCACAACAACGAAUGGUACAGAAUUGAUGAAGGCAUUCGCCAACACUGCGAAAGCUGUACUUGCAAAGGCGACAGUGUCGAAGGAGCUUACAUCGACUGUGCAGCUGUGGACUGCCCGGACUGGCAAACAAAGAACAAGUCCUGCUACAUGGGAUACGAUCCCGAUGCAUGCUGCCCUAGGGAAAUGUGUCACCAGACUAAAGAAAAGGCUUGCAACUACAACGGAAGAGACUACAAAAUCGGUCAAAUCAUUCGUACAGAAGACCCAUGCGAAGACUGCAUUUGCACUGAAAAGGGUCCACACUGCAAGAAAGUAAACUGCCUGACAGGAAUCUACGCUCCCCGGAUUCGAGAAGGAUGCCUGCCUAUUUAUGGGGAAAAGAGCUGCUGCCUAUCACAGUUGCAUUGCGGAGAGAUUGAAGGUGCUAAGCCAGUUUCUUCUCAACCAGAAAAUGCCGAAAACCUUUGUCAAUACAGAGGCGUCUACUAUGAAAAGGGCUCUAUAGCUACUCUCCCUUCAAAAUCUGGUGUUGAAUGCAAUUGUGUUGUUCCUCCUGACUUCACCUGCAUAAGAAAAAGGCGAAAUUAAUUCCUUUAAAAUCUUCUAGAAUCGUUUAUUACAAUCACCAACAACUAAUAAAGAUAUUUUCAUCCCAACAUUCAUAGUUGCGCUAGAAACCUUCUAGAAAUCACUGCCAUAAGAAUGUCAGAACUUUGUUUUAAGAAAUUGCUUCAUUUGAUGGCUAUGAGUCAUUUG
Argiope bruennichi is the source of this 1037-nucleotide messenger RNA. Its product is annotated as kielin/chordin-like protein. The record is from RefSeq and is a predicted model, not a curated record. The transcript has 6 exons. NCBI's taxonomy places the organism in Eukaryota, Metazoa, Arthropoda, Arachnida, Araneae, Araneidae. The coding region runs from base 102 to 869 and encodes 255 amino acids.